AUGAAGAUGCUGAUGUGUGACCGCGGCGUCCAGAUGCUCGUGACGACGGUGGGCGCGUUCGCCGCCUUCAGCCUCAUGACCAUCGCCGUCGGUACCGACUACUGGCUGUACUCGCGCGGGGUCUGCCGCACGAAGAACAGCGGCGACAACGACACGAGCCGCAAGAACGAGGAGGUGAUGACGCACUCCGGCCUCUGGCGAACCUGCUGUCUGGAAGGAACGUUCAGAGGCGUGUGCAAGAAGAUCGAUCACUUCCCAGAGGACGCGGACUACGAAGCGGACGCUGCCGAAUACCUCCUACGUGCUGUGCGUGCCUCCAGUAUCUUCCCCAUCAUGAGCGUGGGGCUGCUCUUCCUGGGGGGGCUCUGUGUGGCCGCCAGUGAGUUUUACCGGAGCCGACACAACGUGAUCCUCAGUGCGGGAAUCUUCUUCGUCUCUGCAGGCCUCAGUAACAUCAUAGGAAUUAUUGUCUAUAUCUCAGCCAACUCGGGUGACCCGGGUCAGAGCGACAGCAAGAAGUCCUACUCCUACGGCUGGUCCUUCUACUUCGGCGCCCUCUCCUUCAUCAUGGCGGAAAUGGUGGGCGUGCUGGCCGUGCACAUGUUCAUCGAGAAGCACCGCAAGCAACGGGCCAAGUCCCGCACCGAGCUCAUCAAAAAGUCCACCUUCAGCCGCAUCCCUUCCUACCGCUACCGCUUCCGGCGCCGCUCCAGCGUGCGUUCCUCCGAGGCCCCGAGCCGCGACGCCUCACCGCUGGGGAAAGGCGGCUACACGGGGCCCGCCGCCUCCGAGAUGCCCAUGUACACGCUGAACCCGCGCGAGGCGGGCAACGCCGGCACCAAACCCGGGAGCGGCAUGGGCGGGCUGCUCAACUCGGAGAGGGAUUUCCUCCAGAGCAGCACGCUCACUAAAGACUACAGCAAGGACCCCAACCGCAGGACCACGCCCGUCUGA
Messenger RNA from Cyclopterus lumpus (lumpfish), 954 nucleotides. RefSeq names its product calcium channel, voltage-dependent, gamma subunit 3b (gene cacng3b). The record is from RefSeq and is a predicted model, not a curated record. Lineage: Eukaryota; Metazoa; Chordata; Actinopteri; Perciformes; Cyclopteridae. The transcript is spliced from 4 exons. Gene Ontology annotation, biological process: neurotransmitter receptor transport, postsynaptic endosome to lysosome; calcium ion transport; postsynaptic neurotransmitter receptor diffusion trapping. Gene Ontology annotation, molecular function: channel regulator activity; voltage-gated calcium channel activity. Gene Ontology annotation, cellular component: AMPA glutamate receptor complex; postsynaptic density membrane. Bases 1 to 954 code for a protein of 317 amino acids.